AUGUCGGUAAGAAAUUGUACGGCACCCGGUCCUGACAGAAUAAGACCAAAACACCUGAAGAGUCUUCCGCCACUACCCAUCAACACCCUGGCGAGGCUCUUUACACGUUAUCUGUCGGAAUGCAAGGUUCCUAAACAGGGGAAGAACAGCAAGACCGUGUUGUUGUAUAAAAAGGGAGAUCCACAUGACAUCGGCAACUAUCGUCCAAUCUGCCUACUGUCCGUCAUCUACAAGCUCUUUACAAGAAGGAUCCUUAAUAGGAUUGAAAAAGUCUUGGAUGAAGGACAGCCAUGCGAGCAGGCAGAGUUUCGAAAAGGAUUCAGCACGAUUGACCACACUCACACUAUUUCGAAACUCAUUGAGAUAUCACGAGAGUACAAGAUGCCGCUCGUCUCACCUUCAUCGACUUAA
Necator americanus (New World hookworm) is the source of this 411-nucleotide messenger RNA. RefSeq lists its product as uncharacterized. The coding region runs from base 1 to 411 and encodes 136 amino acids. The record is from RefSeq and is a predicted model, not a curated record. The transcript has a single exon. Lineage: Eukaryota; Metazoa; Nematoda; Chromadorea; Rhabditida; Ancylostomatidae.